Messenger RNA from Cyprinus carpio (common carp), 6550 nucleotides. Its product is annotated as nucleolar transcription factor 1-like. Lineage: Eukaryota; Metazoa; Chordata; Actinopteri; Cypriniformes; Cyprinidae. The coding region runs from base 2236 to 4449 and encodes 737 amino acids. The record is from RefSeq and is a predicted model, not a curated record. The transcript has 21 exons.
CCAACCCUUGGGUAAACAAACCUUGAAAAACAAAACAAAAAAAAACUUAGAUGCAACGUAAAAAUUCUAAACAUUCUGACUUUAGAACGUUCGUGCGCUUUGUUUUCGUAAAGCCGCCUCGUUUAAAAUCGCGUUGACUUGGUGCAAGGCACGGUACAUUCCGAGGUCGCCUUACCCGAAUUUCCCGUCCUGUGACUCGGGGAAAAACAUCCUCCGUUUAUCUACCACAGUUUAAUUUCCGAAUACAACUCCAGGAGCCGCUAACCUCGUUUUUAAGCGCGCUUUGUCGCGUUUGGUGCCCUCGCGGUCGCCUUCAUUUCCGAGUCAGCACUCCAUGAGUGGAGGGAAGAACCAGCCGUCUCUGGUUCGCCAUCAGGGAGCUCGGUUAUCUCACCGUGUGCGCUCGUUUUCGCUUGCGCCUGCCGUGAAAGCAAAGUUUGCCAUCACAUUUGACAGUUUUUCGGUGUUUGAGGAGCGAACCGGGUGAGUUUUGGAGCGUUCGCGCUCGUCUCUCUCUCGGUGGAGGAGGUGAAUCAGGCUCGCAGCAGCAGCGCAUGGAGGCUAGUAUGGCGGCUCUAGAACAGUCGUCACGCCAGUGAAGCGUCCUCUGUCUCGGCUGUUGCGUUUUUCCAUUGUGACUUGGAACUAAAUGACACGUUUAGAGACCAAAAUGAUUCAUUUCUGAACGAGCGGAUCUCGCUUUUCAUAACUGUGCUUCAACCACCGCGUACUCGGUGAAAUUAAUCGUAUAUUUCUUUCAUUUUUGUUUUUCAAGCCUUUGAAGACCCUGCUGCCAUACGGCUGCUCAAACCGUGCCCUCACCCCGCAUUCCUCGCCACUCGAAAUCGGGGUAAACCACCGAAUUUCUUCACGGUAAGAGGACAAAUGGACGCCGGUUACAAACUAUUUCUAUCAGCGUAUAAUAAGGCUUGAUUUUAGCCGCAUUUUAGGGUUAUUUUUGACGACUGUCGGUUCAGCUUUCACCAGGGCUUUAGGGGGAUUCAGUGCUAGUUAUAGCUGGCUAGCUCCGGUGUAGGUCAAGUCAUAGGUCGGUUUAACAAUGUAACAUUUCUUUUUUCCUCAUUAAACGCAUUUUCAGAUAUCUCUGAGGCUAUCAUUUGUAGCACUUUCACGCGUGGACACAAUGUCGCCGAGGUUAUAAUUUAAUCAGUACAGCAGUUUUAACCAUCAAACAGCACCAAUUAUAUAAUUUAAUGAGGUUUUGAUAUGGAAAACGUUCUUAAGUUUAAACAUACAUUUUAAAUGGACCCUUAUAAAUACUUAAACACUUCAACUUAGAACUCUUUACUCUAAAUUAGAGUCCCGUUACAAAGCUUUUGUUCAUAAAUGCGCUUAAAAUCCACAAAAUAGUUUUCCUGGGCAUUUCUAUCGUAAUAACGCUCCAUUCUGCUCAAACGGGGACUGAUUAUCAUGCCACCCACUUUAUUUAGUAACAUUUCAUGGUGGUGGUAAAAAAUGCCCUUCAGCUAGGGUCUAUUUUAAAGCUGGACUCUGCUGGAUCACGCGCCGCCAUUACACAUUCGGCGCCGCCUCGCCCUGGAAAAAGAGUCGUGCCAUUUUGUGACUAAUUCAGUCGGCGCACUCGUUCGCUAAACGACAUCAGAUUAUGACUAGCCCUUCACACUCAAGCAUUUUAAAACGGUCUCUAUGCAUCAAAGGUGGCGACGCAGAACGCGUCCGUGGCGGAAGCGAAGCCCCGCGCCCCGUCGGUCUGGAGGCAGACUCUGGUGCUGCAUGCUGUAGCAGUCACUCAUGAUGAUCCCUGGCUGUGUUUCCCCCUCGCUCUCGACGCAGACCGAAAGCAGAUCCCGAUCCGUGGUCAGCUGGUCCGUCUACAGGCAGCCGCCUGCCUAUCGCCCAAAACGCUGCUUCCUCCUCCUGUAGUACCUCCCAGUAUCCACUCGUCCGCCGAAAAUAUGCUCCAGUUUCGCCUCGAAAAGCGCGCAGAGAGCAGGAGAAUCCGCCGCAAGUCUUAGUUGUGUAGACAAAAUGGAAGAUUAGACGGAUUGGCUGCUCUUGCUGGUGUCGACUGCAGAGUUAUUUGAGAUUUGAAACCGUCACAAGCAAUGGGCUCUGUCUCACGAUGGAGCGUAAACGCUUAGGGGCGGUGUAAUGAACAUCAAACAUUAUGAGUCGGGCUGGAUUUUAAUUCCAUUCUUCAGGCAGCAAUUCCUGCUUGAGACAUUAAAACAUAUACACGAGUGAUUCCAGACAAUGAAUGGAGAAAUGGACUCCACUGCUAAAGAACCCGUUUGGGAGCAGAAUGACCUGUUGAAGCUGUUGGAUGCCAUGAAGGUGAACCUGCCGGAAAAAGAUCUGGCCAAGUACAAGACGUCCGAGUCCCAUUUGGACUGGGAGAAAGUGGCUUUCAACUCUUACUCUGGGGAGAUGUGCAAACAGAAAUGGCAUGAAGUUUCACGUGAGAUUCGCAAAUUCCGCACCCUUUCCGAGCUGAUUGUGGAUGCACAGGACUACGUCAAAAAUCCAUACAAAGGAAAGAAGCUGAAGAAGCACCCAGACUUCCCCAAAAAGCCGCUGACACCAUAUUUCCGUUUCUUUAUGGAGAAGCGUGCCAAGUACGCUAAACUACAUCCAGAGAUGAGCAACCUAGAUCUCACAAAAAUCCUGUCCAAAAAAUACAAGGAGCUCCCAGAGCGUAAAAAAGACAAAUAUGUGAAAGACUUUCUCAACGAAAAGGAGACUUUCACGCUCAGCAUGAUGAAGUUCAAGCAAGAUCAUCCCGACCUUCUAGAGAACGUUAACAAGAAGUCUAAUGGUCCAGAGAAGCCCAAGACGCCCCAGCAACUGUGGUACUGCCAUGAGAAGAAGGCCUUGCUCAAAGAACACCCAGAUGCGACUACCAAAGACAUCAAGGACCGUCUUGGCAAGCGGUGGCAACAGCUCUCAGAUAAGAAGAGGAUGAAGUGGAUCACAAAGUCUUUGGAGCAGAAGAAAUUGUAUGAGGAGGAGAUGCGCGAGUAUAUCCAGCAGCACCCGGAGAUGAACAUGACGGAGGAGAACAUCGUCAAAUCCACUCUGACCAAAGCAGAGAGACAGCUCAAGGACAAGUUUGAUGGGCGGCCAGACAAGCCGCCUUCUAAUGGUUACUCUAUGUUCUGUGCUGAGCUGAUGUCCAGUAUGAAAGACGUUCCCAGUACGGAGCGUAUGGUCAUGUGCAGCCAGCAAUGGAAAAACGUCAAACAGAGUGAGAAAGAUGCCUACCAAAAGCGCUGUGAGCAGAAAAAGAAAGAAUAUGAAGUUGAGAUGAAUCGUUACUUGUUAAGUAUCUCAGAGGAGGAACAGCAGAGAAUCCUGUCAGAACAGAAGAUGGGCAGCUUUAAAAGGGGAGGCGGAGGCGUUAGUCCCGCUUCCAAAAAGAAGAACUCAAAAGCAAAGUCCAGUACAGAGAAGCCCAAGCCUCCUGUCUCUGCCAUGUUUAUUUUCUCUGAGGAGAAGCGCCCAAAACUUCAACAGGAAAGGCCUGAUCUUUCUGACAUGGAGCUCACCAGACUACUGGCCCGCAUGUGGAAUGAGCUUUCUGACAAGAAGAAGGAAAAGUAUAAAAACCUGGAGAUGACGCUGAAGGCAGAGUCUGAAAAACAGAGCAAAGAUGACAAAGGGAAACUACCAGAAACACCCAAAACAGCUCAGGAUAUCUGGCAACAAAGCGUAAUUGGAGACUAUCUUGCCCGAUUCAAGAAUGAUCGCGUGAAAGCUCAGAAAGCCAUGGAGGCCACCUGGAACACCAUGGAGAAGAAAGAAAAGCUCAUGUGGAUCAAGAAGGCAGCAGAGGACCAGAAGAGAUAUGAAAGAGAGCUGAGUGAGAUGCGAUCACCUGCCCCAGUCGUCACCCCUGGGAAGAAAAUGAAAUUUGAUGGUGAACCUAAGAAACCGCCCUCGAACGGUUAUCAGAAGUUUUCUCAGGAGAUGCUGUCAAACGGCGAGCUGAAUCAUCUGCCCAUGAAAGAGCGCAUGGGUGAAAUCGGAGGCCGCUGGCAGCGGCUCCCUCAGAAAGACAAGGACCGUUACAAAAGACUGGCAGAAGAGAAACAGAGGCAGUACAAAGUGCUUCUCGAGCAGUGGCUUGCGAAUAUUUCAUCACAAGAGAGAGCUGCUUAUAAAGAAUAUAAUUCUCUGAAACGGAGGAGCACAUCAAAACCAGGUGCCACCCCUGCUAAAGCGAAACCCAAGCCCAAACAAUUGGAUGAGGAAGAGGAUGACGAUGAUGAUGAUGAUGAAGAAGAAGAGAAGGAAUCUGAUGACGGAUCAUCCUCUGAUGAUGACAGUGAUGAUGAUGAUGAUGACGACGACGAUGAUGAGAAUGAAGAAGACAUGGAGGACGAAGAGGUCGAGGAUAAAGAGAAUAAAUCCGAAAGCAGCAGCAGCGCUUCCAGCUCUGACGAUUCAUCGGGCUCGGACUCGGACUGAGCCCACAGACUGCCAGAAAUGCUGUGAACUGAGCCAUGAGCCGGGGGUCUGAGCCUGCUCUGCACUGCGCUCUUCUCCCCUCAGGAGGGGGCUCACCCCGCUGUCACACAUCUGCGCCACCUCUCACACACUCUUUCCUUCGCAUCUCUUCUGUUCUGUUCUCCCCUGCACUUCUGCUUUUAUUUGUAACUCCCUCUAUGAAUUGGCUCGGCAGGUUUUAAGGCAUUUUAAGCAACGUGUACGAGGAUGUAUGGUCUAAAUUCCUCCCAACACCGAAAAAAGGGUGCAGUGCUCUGCUAUUGGCUUGUAGUAGCUGUGAAGCGUCAUUAGGACGCCCCGUGCUUAUGUUUUAGAGGACAUAGGGAGCACCAGGUGCCAUUUUCUUUUCCGUAAAUGAGCCAAAGAGUCUCUUAGUUUCACAGAUUAUUUCGGGAGGUACAGGGGACCAAAUAAUUGCACUCUGAAGAAUGUUUGCUUUCUUUUCUUCUGUCUGUACCUCUCUCGUUCUUCCUAGUAGCAUUGUUCCUCUCCCUUUUCUGCUCCCUCCAUUUUUGCUCUGGUGUUUGUCUUUGCUUUUUCGGUUCAAAAAAUUGUGGUAUUUUCAGGAAGAAUGAAGCCAUUUUGAAUGUCUCCACAUGGCCCCCGCUGGUCUCGCACGCGGUUCUUGUUCAGCAGGCGUUUGUGUGCUGCCCUUUACCUGCUCCUGAUCAGGGUUUAACGGUGAAAAUGGACUAUUUAUUUUUUGUCCUGUUUUAGGAAUGCUGCCCGUAGCUGUUUCGUGACAGCUGACGGGUUUGAGUUCGCUGUUCAUUCAGAUAAUAAAAAUGACUGAUGUUACAUAACGAAGAGGACUAGUUUAUCAGUUAAUUUUUUGGCAACACAAGCAAUGAAAUAUGCUUGUCUUUAUUUUAUUUUUUAUUUUAUUUUUUUUGUGGAUGGGGCACCAACAUGUUUUUCUUCCAUUUGUUAAUUAUGGUUAUGUUUUGUUUGAAGCUGACUUUUUGUUCCUCUUUCCAACCACUGUUUUAUUUGGUGCUCCAAAGAACUGGUUUUCUUUUUAAAACGGUAUGUUUUAAAUAUGAUGGAUGUGAGUUACCCCACAAUUCAGUGCACUUAUGAUGGAACCCUUGCUCAUAAGCCCUGUGUUUUCUUUCAGUAUUCCUCUUUCUUCAUUACACUCAUUCACCCAUAAUGUCAACCACUUCACAGUUCUUUCAUGCACCAGCUCAAGGAAUGUAAUGGAGAUGUUUUAUUUAAGAGAGGGGUACCGUUAUUUGCUAUGUGUUUAUGUAUAUAUGAGCAGUUUUGAGGGUGACUGGUAUAUUCUCUCAUUCCAAUGCCCUGGCCUGAAUUGGCAACCAAAUUUAGUUAAACCCACAACCCAGCUUCCUCCGCUGAGCUAUCACCUUUUACUCAGUAUUUUUAUUCAGCCUUCAACGUAAUAGGGGCACUGUAAGUGAAAGUGAUUUUCCCUUGAAAUAAAAUUUUGAGCCUUGGUAAUUUGCAUUUAAAGACAAGUGUAUAGUUUGUUGCUGUAAGAACAGCUGGAUGUGUUUUUGCUGUACCAGACGUGUGACCUUUAUUCUAGGCACCCAAAAUAAUCAAGGCCUGUAUCAUGCAAAAAGUUGUGUUCUUUCAGUUUGAAAAACAUAAUUUGGUUAUAGAUGAUUUGAAUGAUGGGCCGGGAUAAGAAACCCAGUGGACCUUUCAAGAUUUGUUGAUAUUUUAUAGGAUUUUGAGACUUGCAAAUAGAUUUGGGUUGGGUUCAGUGCUGUUGUAAGGUAUUUGUACAUAUAGCUUUCUCUCUCUUUUUUUUUUUUUUUCUUUGUAAUGAGUGAACAUUAUUGUGUUUGUAUUUUCUGUUGGCUAAGCAAUAUUCUGCUCUAGCCAAAAUGAGUUUGUUUGUCAAUUGGGGACAUGUUUUUAAUUUGGUAAAUUUUCAUUUUUUUUUUACCCCUUCCCAUGUUUGUUUAUUUGUAGAAAUGGCAAAAAAAGAUACAUUUGUACUACAUAUUUGAAACAUUUGGACGUUUUCUAUAGCAAGAGAUGUUCUAUCCCUGCAAUUUACAAUUUAAACAAAUACAACCUUCUCUUAAACGGU